This is a messenger RNA of Arachis stenosperma, 2488 nucleotides long. RefSeq names its product chromo domain-containing protein LHP1-like. The record is from RefSeq and is a predicted model, not a curated record. Gene Ontology annotation, biological process: heterochromatin formation. NCBI's taxonomy places the organism in Eukaryota, Viridiplantae, Streptophyta, Magnoliopsida, Fabales, Fabaceae. The transcript is spliced from 6 exons. Gene Ontology annotation, cellular component: nucleus. Bases 173 to 1549 code for a protein of 458 amino acids.
UCAGUGAAGCAGACGCACCUUUUCAGUUUCUCUCUCAGAAUUUCUCCCUCUCACUCUCCCUCUCACUCUCAUCUCUCUCAACACUCCACACUCUUUUUCUUCACGAAGAACCCAAAACCCUCGCUUUUCUUUCUAUUCAAUCCAUCUCUUUCUGUGUUUAUUCACAACUAUAAUGAAGCCUGCAGCCAAGAGAAGGUCAUCAACCUUCGAACCACACAACACCAACGGUGCUGCUCCUUCUCCUUCUGCUUCUGCUCAUCUUCCUGCUGAUUCUGUAAUCGUUCCUGUUCCUGCUGCUGGGGAAGGUGCUAAUGCUCUUGUUCAUGGCGAUUCUGGUGCUGAUACUGUUGGCGCUGGUAACCAACCCGUUCCUCUCGCUGAGAACCAGAAUAUGGAGUUGCAGGUAGGGCAAGGAGAACAACAACAGCAGCAAAGAGAGGAGCUUCUUCGUGUUGAAGUUUCCGGACUGGAAGAAGAAGAUGAAGAAAUGGAUGAUGGUGAUGAUGAUGCUGAAGAAGGUUCCUCUCGUCUUCCUGAGGGUUACUACGAAGUCGAAGCCAUUCGUAAAAGGAGGGUCCGCAAGGGUGAGGUUCACUACUUGGUCAAAUGGCUUGAUUGGCCUGAGACAGCCAACACAUGGGAGCCUCUGGAAAAUCUGGAGGGUGUUUCUGAAAUCGUCUCGGCUUUCGAGGAAAGCUGGCAUUCAGCGCCGCAACGCAGGCGUAAGCGAAAGAAUGUUGUUCAACAUUCUGCGCUUAAGAAGAGGCUGGAGCGAUCCGAGACUCCGUACAGCCUCAGACGAUUUCCAGCUUCAACAUCCACUAGCAACCAUGCUCCAUCAGCUCCUCCUCCUCAAAUAACGGGCCUAAAUUAUGGUGACAUCCCUGCCUUUCCACAGCCAGUGCUUUUUGCUGACGAAGUGGAAAACAACGGGGAUGCUAGCAUUGUCAGAAAUGCUGCACCCCCAAAUGUGAGUAGGCUUGGAAAUGCUUCUGGGUCAGUCGGUGCUGCAAAUGAAGAGCCCGAUUAUGAUCCUAAGCUUAGCGAGCUUAGAUCAUCAACAGCCAAUGGCUCUGAUGCUGACAGGCUCGCCAUACAGUUCCAAGAUCCAAAUCCCUCGUUAGGGGAUGGUCAUGGAGAGGGGCAACCAAAUGGUGGUUGCAUGGAAUCAAGCCAGGGUGGCGGCAGCAGAGGAGCCAGAAAGAGAAAAUCUGGUUCUGUUAAGAGGUUUAACCGAGAUUUACUCUCUGGUGAGCCUCUUAGUUUGCAGAAUCCAGCUGGCACAUCUGAAGGCUCGGCUCAACAGGUGGUAGCCAGUAAUAGGAAGGUGGAUCUGCCCAGACCUUCCAACCCGAUCGUAAAGAUCCUAAAGCCAGUGAACUGUUUGCCGCCAAUUCCAAUCAGCACUCAGGAUGUUGUGGUGAGCUUCUUGGCGAUAAGGGCUGACGGCUCGGAGAUAUUGGUGGACAACCAUUAUCUCAAGAGGAAUUAUCCAAUCAUGCUGAUCGAUUUCUAUGAGCAGCAUCUCCGAUACAGUCCUAUGUCGUGACUGAACAUCAUGCUUGCAGAGCUUCUUUCUUUUCUUUAUUUAGAUUUUCAUCUGUUAGUUGUUGUAUAAUCCGAAAUUGUGUAGAUUCAGAAGAUAGAGAAGGGUAAGAUGCAUUGUUUGUUAGUAUGUAGUUAUGACUAAUUUAAUCAAUUUUAUUCUGUAUUUCGCUAUGUACUAUAUGCAUAUUACCAUUUGCUAUGUUUAAUUGUUGAUAACAUGAAGAGUUAGCUCUGUUGAAUGCACAACACUUUGGAAUCAAGGAUGCAAUUCUUAAAUCUUGGGCAGGAACAGAACAAUUUAUUUUGGAUUAGUAGCAAAUUUUAUGGUACGUUCUUUAUCUAUUUAUUAGCAACUUGCAUAUUUAUGAUUAUUGCACAGCUAUAAACUGUGGAUGCUGAUGCUAUUAUGAUGGUUAUUCAUUAUGCAUUUCGUUUUAAAUAUAGCUAGUUUGGAUUAGGAUCUAGACUAGUAUAUGGAGACUCUAGAAUCACGUCAUAUAUAUAGCACAUCACCUCAAAUUCAUGUUUAGUGGAAAUGAUCAAGAAACAUUAGUAAGCCGUGAGUAAACCAAUAAUGAUUUCUAAACCCUAAACUUAAUGAUAAUCCACCUAAUUAUGCUUAAUGAUUUCUAAACCCUAAACUUAAUUAGUGUCGUCGAGAUGAAGACUACCCAGAUUAGAGUUGCCGAGAGACGUUUCGUUACCAAUCGUCGAGAUGAAGACUACCCAGAUUAGGGUUGCCGAGAGACGUUUCGUUACCAACCCUCUAACUCCCGGCGAAAAAGCGCAGCGGCGGCUUGUGUCGACGAGCAUUCAGAGAGGAAGCGAGAACAAUUGAAGGCUUUGCUUUCCAUUCAUUCACUCCCAAUUUUGGUGUCUUUUGCAAUUGUUUCUUAUUUCCAUCCUUGACCACCCUAAUUAGCACUAUAUUCUCGUUUUG